This is a messenger RNA of Helobdella robusta, 2077 nucleotides long. RefSeq lists its product as hypothetical. The record is from RefSeq and is a predicted model, not a curated record. The transcript has 10 exons. NCBI's taxonomy places the organism in Eukaryota, Metazoa, Annelida, Clitellata, Rhynchobdellida, Glossiphoniidae. Gene Ontology annotation, biological process: signal transduction. Bases 197 to 1840 code for a protein of 547 amino acids.
UCUAUUUAAAGUUUAAAUUUGUUUGCAGCUUGUUUUUAAGUUUUAUUGUUUUUAUUUUGUGGAAGUUUAAUUUUAAAACUUUUUUUAUUUAAAAAAGUAAAUAAUUUUAAAUUUUAAUUAAUUAAAUAAGAUUAAAAAAGUUUUAAACUUAAAAUUAUAAUUUAAAGUUAGUAAUUUACAAUAAUACAGAGAAAUAAUGGCAGAAGGUUUUUCAAAAGAAAUUGUAAAUUUGUUGGCCAGUUCAGAAAACAUUCCAUUGAUCAAUGAAAUUUCAGCAUCUCCCUUGCUAUUUUUCAACAUGGAUGAUGCGAUGAAGAUGAGGGAGCGCAUGGAAAGCAUGUUCAUAUCCCACGAAACUGCAUUAGAUGAUAAUUUUGCAUUGCCUGAAUCUUUCCAAAGUCCAAACGUUUUGGAAGCUCGAGUAAAAGAAGUGAUGACGAAAGCAUUCUGGGACAUAUUAGAGGAACAGUUGUCAGAAACACCUCCCACCUACACUCAAGCUCUCUCUUUGCUUGGGGAGAUUAAGGGGCAACUUGCCGAAAUGCUGCCGACAACUGAUAACUCACUGAAAUUGCUGGUCGACGAAGUGCUCGAUCUUGAUCUCAUCAAGCAAAAACUUGAUCAUUUGGCUUUUGAUCUGCAAACCUAUUCGCAGUUCAUUAUCGACAUCAUGGCCAAGAUUUGUGCACCGGCUCGAGAUGAGGAGGUCAUGAGGUUGAGAACAAUCUCUGAUGUUGUUUCACUCUACAGAGAAAUUUACAAAGUGAUGGAGCUGAUGCUGAUCGACCAUGCUAACGCCCACAUCAAAAUCAUACGGCCGUAUUUGAAAGAACACUUUGCCGAAGUCGAGCUUGCCAAGUUUCUCGACAUUUUGAAAAUCAAACUAGAUAAUGGAGUUGAUGGUUUGUUGUGCACGAAAGUUUGGUUGAAUAACAGUUUUAAUAAUACAUUGGCCAAACAAGUUCAGUUAAAAAAAGCAGUAGAAACAUCAACAACAUCCACAAACACACUGUCGCCACCUGCAACAUCAACAACAACAACAGUGAGUUCAGUAACUGCGGAAGAAGCAGAACUUGUUCGCGAUUUCCUUACAUCGGCAAACGUCGUAAACAUCAUAUUGAACAAUGCCUAUCUUAGUCUACUAACAAACACUUUUGAAACUCCAGAGACAUUAUUGUUGGACUACAAAAGAGUGGCCGAGCAGAAGGACAAGUUUGGAGCGUUGGUGCUCACCUCAUCUCUCCUGGUGGUGUCAGCUUCCUGCCUAGGUAGGCCACUUGGUGACAACAUCAAAAGUAAACUGAAGUCGCAAAUCUCCAUUUUGGCAGAAAAUGUUGCGAAAAGCCAAGUGAAAGAAACAGCCAUCAGCAUUCGUGAACAGAUCGUGAAGGAACUGAACGACUGGCUGAUGAACGAGCAGAAACUCCCAAAGAUGUCUGAAGAUGUUGAAACAAUGUUGAAAGAUCAACUUGAUAACAUCCUCGAUCCAAACACACCAUGCCCUCCUGUCUUCAGACUAAUGGGCCAGCGUUUGUGUGAGUUUUUCUUCGAGGUAAUAUCAGAUAGAAAGGACAUUCAGAUACCCCGAGGUUAUUCUCUUUUCACGGAGGAAAUCAACUCACUUGUCAAGAUGUUUUCUACUUUGGUCUCUUACAACAAAACUGUUUUUGGGAACAUUUACGGGAACAUCGUCUCAGACCUCAUCCGCAAAUGUUUGAACAAGAUCGAUGCUUCGAGAAAUCAAAGAGUGGACAGUGGUAGCAACACAGACAACUUCAAUUAUAACAUCAUCGGCAGCAACGUUGACGGCGCACAACCGGAUGGCAGUAGUGUUGAUUAAAAACGUACUUACAAUCUUUACAGAAACUGCAAUUUCGUAUUUUACUUCUAUUGUGAAUUUAUUAAUUGUAAAUCCAUCAAAGUUAUCUUAUAAAUAGAAUUGUACAUCCAUAGGAAGAUGGGACACUUUAUUUUUACUUGAACUGCUGCUGUUACUCAAUUUUUUUAGGACCGUGAAAUAACAUAUUUUACUCUGUCAUGAAUUUUAAAAAUAGAAAAACCUUGCAGGACAAAAAAA